UUCACGGAUAUAUUCAUAAGUUCAGAGAGAAAAAAAAGAAGGGGAAGCUCUUUCAGUCUGGUUUUUAAUCAAGCGAAGUUAGGCAUUUGCGUUUAGCUCACGGUUUUCACCCUCUCUCCUUCCCAAAUCUAUCCACGAGGAAGGAAAAAAUCCAAUCCUUCCACGUUCAGGAAGGAAAAGAAAGGAAGUUGCAGAGAAAGCAUGGCUGCAAGUACUAAAGAGUCGAGCUCUGGUUCAACAACAGAGGCUGGUCAUGGCAGUAAAAUAAAAGGAGUUUCAACUCAUGGCGGUCGCUAUGUUCAAUACAAUGUGUACGGUAACUUGUUCGAGGUCUCUAGCAAGUACGUUCCUCCAAUUCGCCCCAUCGGCCGUGGCGCUUAUGGCAUUGUCUGUGCUGCUGUGAAUUCAGAGACCCGGGAGGAAGUUGCCAUUAAGAAGAUUGGAAAUGCUUUUGACAACAGAGUAGAUGCAAAAAGAACAUUGAGAGAGAUUAAGCUUCUUCGUCAUAUGGAUCAUGAAAACGUUAUAGCUAUUAGGGACAUUAUACGGCCACCAAAAAAAGAUGCUUUCAAUGAUGUGUACAUUGUUUAUGAAUUGAUGGACACUGAUCUUCAUCACAUUAUUCGUUCUGAUCAAUCACUGACUGAUGAUCAUUAUCAGUACUUAUUGUACCAGUUGCUACGAGGAUUGAAAUAUGUGCAUUCAGCCAAUGUACUGCAUCGUGAUCUUAAGCCCAGCAACUUGCUUCUUAAUUCAAAUUGUGAUCUCAAAAUUGGAGAUUUUGGUUUGGCAAGGACAACAUCUGAAACAGAUUUCAUGACUGAGUAUGUCGUCACUCGUUGGUAUCGGGCACCAGAGUUGCUCCUUAAUUGUUCAGAGUACACUGCAGCGAUUGAUAUUUGGUCUGUUGGUUGCAUCCUUGGCGAAAUUAUGACCAGAGAACCUAUGUUUCCUGGGAAAGAUUAUGUUCAUCAGCUAAGGCUUAUUACAGAGUUAAUAGGUUCACCUGAUGACGCUAGCCUUGGGUUUCUCCGAAGUGAUAAUGCUCGAAGAUAUGUUAGACAGCUCCCACAGUACAGAAAGCAGAAUUUCUCAGUUAGGUUUCCUAAUGUGUCUCCAGGGGCUGCCGAUCUGCUGGAAAAAAUGCUUGUUUUUGAUCCUAACAAGCGCAUUACAGUUGAUGAGGCACUUUGUCACCCAUACUUGUCAGCUUUUCAUGAUAUCAAUGACGAGCCUAUCUGCCCAAGGCCUUUUCAAUUUGAUUUUGAGCACCCAUCAUGCACUGAAGAGCACAUCAAGGAACUCAUCUGGAGGGAAUCAGUGAAGUUCAAUCCAGAUCCUCCAACUUAUUAGGAGAAAUGAAUGUGCUGGAGAAAUGCAUUGGGAAAUUGGAUAGUGUCUUUCCCUUGAAUAUAAUAUAUAUUGUACAUCAACAUUUCUGAGAGUACAUAAACUUCCCGUUACUAGACCCUGAGAGUGGAAGCACCCAAUGAUUAAGACACUGACAAGCAACUUCUUCAAGGGAUUUGGAUGCUUAUAUUUUAUAUUAAUGCAUGAAGUGCAUUAUUAAAAUUAAUGCGGAUCUUCUGUAAGUACUAUCAGUUGGGAGCUUUAGGGCUAGAAGCAAAGAAAAGAUUCAGCAUGCAUGUUGUAUUUGCUUAUGGAUCUGAUUUAUAUUUUCCAUAUUUUUCAAAUAAAAUCAUCUUAUUGUGAAGAGCUGUUUGUCCA
Molecule: messenger RNA, 1728 nt
Organism: Jatropha curcas
Lineage: Eukaryota; Viridiplantae; Streptophyta; Magnoliopsida; Malpighiales; Euphorbiaceae
Product: mitogen-activated protein kinase homolog MMK2
Biological process (GO): protein phosphorylation
Molecular function (GO): MAP kinase activity; ATP binding
Source: RefSeq, a predicted model, not a curated record